GCCGCACCUGGGCGUUCGACGUAAAACUCCGAGGCGGCCGAAGCCAAUAGCCGGAGAGUUGGGCGGUGGCAGGACGCAAGCGCGGAGAGUUCAGGGGUGGCCGCGAGAGGAGGCGAUGGUGGCCGGGUAGGUCCAAACUUCGUCCGGUGUCGCUUUAGGAGGAGCUGGCGGCGCUGGGAGCAGGGCCAUGGCUGUUAUGAUACAACCAAGGAUUUCUACGCUAUAUUUCCUCUGUUGCCUAGUCCUUGCGUCUUCUAUGUCCUCUUUUGCAGAGGACCAUGCAGAUGGGAGUCAUCAGGCAAACGUGCGUCUUGAUAAGAACAUGGUACAAGAUAAGGACCACAUCAUGGAACAUUUAGAAGGCGUCAUUGACAAACCAGAAUCUGAGAUGUCGCCACAAGAGCUGCAGCUUCAUUACUUCAAAAUGCACGACUACGAUGGCAACAAUCUGCUUGAUGGGCUUGAACUUGCCACCGCCAUCUCACAUGUACACAAAGAGGAAGGUGGAGAACACACCCAGACAAUGAAAGAUGAGGAGUUAAUUAGUUUGAUAGACGGCGUCUUGCGUGAUGAUGAUAAAAAUAAUGAUGGCUACAUUGACUAUGCUGAGUUUGCAAAGUCACUGGAAUGAUGAU
This is a messenger RNA of Podarcis muralis (Common wall lizard), 635 nucleotides long. RefSeq names its product multiple coagulation factor deficiency 2, ER cargo receptor complex subunit (gene MCFD2). Lineage: Eukaryota; Metazoa; Chordata; Lepidosauria; Squamata; Lacertidae. The record is from RefSeq and is a predicted model, not a curated record. Gene Ontology annotation, molecular function: calcium ion binding.